Molecule: messenger RNA, 5191 nt
Organism: Amphibalanus amphitrite
Lineage: Eukaryota; Metazoa; Arthropoda; Thecostraca; Balanomorpha; Balanidae
Exons: 3
Coding region: 302-4777 (1491 amino acids)
Biological process (GO): DNA integration; proteolysis
Molecular function (GO): nucleic acid binding; aspartic-type endopeptidase activity; zinc ion binding
Source: RefSeq, a predicted model, not a curated record
CCGAACGUGAAACCGCCGCCGAUUUGGCGGUCGUGGGCGGCUGUUGUGUCCCCCUGGCGGCGCGCCUGGAAAGCUGUAGUUGGAUCGCGAGAGUCGGUCGGUGGCGCCGAGUGGUCGGCCAUGGCCAUUGUCGUUGAUAAGCGUGUGGGAUAUGCCACGUGUCGCUCUCGUAUCGCAAUCGUCGUAUCGUAUCGUGUCGAUGUGUUCGGGUUGAAAAUACGACCUAAAGCUAACGUCAUUCGUUUCGUUUCGUAACAUAUGGUGCCGAAACUACCCGGGAUCGGUUGGAAUCGCUCGUGAAAUGGCCGAUCUUGAGAAACUGAAGCGGCGCAAGAUAAGCGCUCAAGGGUGGCUCACUCGAACAGUUGUGAAACUCGAGCAAAGCCUGUCUUUGAAGGAGGUUAAAGUGAUUGACCUCGAAAGUUUGCUCUGUGACUUUGAUAAGCGGCUGAGUGAUUUUGAUGUUGCUGAGGAGCUACUCGAGCAAGAGCUUCCAGAAGAUGGCAUCAUGGAAGCCAUCGAAGCCGCUGGUGAGAUCAGAGACCGUGCUGUGGAUGUGCGAAACAAAGCCCAGCAAACUCUUGGUGUUCUUAAGGUGAAGGAUGGGGCUGAUGACUCGGCUUCUUGUGCCAGUGCGUCUCAGCUUGGAUCAGCUGAUCCUUCCGUCAAGCUCCCAAAGCUUCAGUUGCCCAAGUUUUCUGGCAACGUGCUUGAGUGGCCUCAGUUUUGGGAUGCUUUUUCUGUGACUGUGGAUGCCAGUGACUUACCCGAGGUGACCAAGCUGACAUAUCUCAGAUCCUUGCUGACUGGAGAAGCAGCAAAGAGUGUCGAGGGUCUUGCGUUGUCAAAAGUGAACUACAAGACAACCUGUGAGAUUCUCAAGGACAGGUUUGGCAGAAAGGAGCAGAUUAUAUACAACCAUAUUCAGGCGCUCCUGCAGUCGAGUUGUGAUAAGAAGUCUGAAGGCCUUAAGUCUUUCCAGGAUGAACUCUUAGUUCAUGUCAGGAGUCUGGAGAACUUGGACAUUACUGGUGAGAGGUAUGGCGUCGUGCUGACACCUAUCAUUGUGUCACGCCUGCCUGAAGUGAUUCGGAUGGAAUGGGCCAGGAAGAGUGCUGGUAAGGAAGCUGACUUGGAGUUUCUGUUAGAGUUCUUGAAGGAGGAGAUUCAGUGCCGUGAACGCUCACAGACAUUCAAGUGUGGUGCAAUGGCCAGUGAUUCUGGAAGAGAGACGGAGAAGAAGAGAGAUCAUCAAGCAGGCCGAUUUGCUGGUCAGAGACAGAGAGUGGCUGCAGCGUCAGUGCUUCACACUGCUGCUGCCAGGUCUAACUGUGGGAUUUGCCAUGACUCCCACCCGCCGGCCAAGUGUCCGGAAUUGCUGAAGCUGGCUGUAAGGGACAGGCCAGGGAAGAUAAGAGACUCAGGUUUGUGUUUUCGAUGCCUCAAGGAGGGCCACAGAGGUAACUCGUGCGGUGCGAGGUGUGAUAACUGUCGAGACCCGGCAGUGGUCCGGGUGGAGGCUGCUGAGGUUCCAGUGAUUUGCUCCCCUCUGGCCCGGCCGUCGGUUCCCUCCAGCCUGCUGGCCUUGUUCGGCAACCUGGAGCUGGCUGACCCUCCGGGUGAUGGUGGUGAGCUCACUGUUGACAUCCUCAUCGGCCUUGAUUACUACUGGCAGCUCAUGGGCACUGGGUGUCUGAGAUCUGAUCUGGGUCCUGUAGCGCAGCAGACCGUGUUUGGGUGGAUCAUAUCUGGGCAGUACGAGUGUGCUAACAGUCAGAACUCGAGUGGUACCCAGUUGCUGGUGAUGUCUGAUGUCUCUGAGGAGAGGCUCAGGCAGUUCUGGGAUCUGGAUGCAAUAGGCAUCAAGCCUCUAGAUGAUGACAUAGGCUCUGACCCAGUGUUAAAGGAGUUUGAAUCAUCAGUUUGUUUUAAGGAGGGUAGAUAUGAGGUCAAACUACCAUGGAAGCCUGAUGGGCAGGAUAAGUUGAUGGACAACAGAAAAACAGCAGAGGUUAGACUACGCAGUCUCACUAGGAAGCUAGAGAAAGACCCCCAGUUGCAGUCCGACUAUGACCACGCUCUAGAGGAGCUUGAGGCAGAGGGGAUUAUUACUGAGGUGUCCUGUGAUGCCGACGAUGCUUUCCCUGUGUUCUAUCUGCCUCACCGGCCAGUAGUCCGUCAGUCGAGUGUGACCACUAAGGUGCGUCCUGUGUUUGAUGCCAGCGCAAAGGGUCCGAACUUAGUUAGCCUCAACGAUUGUCUAGAGACUGGACCAUGUCUGCUCCCUGAUUUAGUUCAGGUGCUCUUGCGAUUCAGACGCUGGAAGUUCGCUGUGUCAGCUGAUAUCCGAAAGGCAUUUUUGAUGGUGCAACUCUGUGACAAGGAUCAGGAGGUCCACAGGUUCCUGUGGCAGCAUGGGGACAGGAUCAGAACUAUGAAGUUCUGUCGUGUCACGUUUGGGGUGAACUGUAGCCCGUUUCUUCUCUCAGCUACCAUUCGUCACCACCUCAAGGGGUUUCCUCCUUCCAACACUGUCUCUGAAUUGGAGGAGAACUUGUAUGUCGACGAUUUUCUGAGUGGUGCUGACACUGAGCCUGAGGCUUGCGCUCUGUUCGCUGAGGCUCGUGAUGUGUUGGGCCAAGCAGGGAUGACACUGACGAAACUGAACUCGAACAGCAGGGUAGUGCUGGACAAAGGUCCAGCCUUGUCGAGUCUUGAUGGUGAAAGCCACAAAGUGUUGGGUGUUCAGUGGGAUCCGUCACAGGAUGUGUUGUCGUUUGAGGGUGUGGAUAUCCCAUCAGACAUUGCUGUGACAAAGCGAGUGAUCCUGUCUUUUAUAGCCAGGCUGUUUGACCCACUGGGUCUGCUCACGCCCUACAUCAUGACUGUGAAACGCCUCUUUCAGGAGACGUGGCGUUUGGGACUUGACUGGGAUGACAAUGUGCCUGAACAUGUGAGAGUCAGGUUCCUGAGGUGGCUCGAUGGGCUGAGCUAUGUAAAGAGUAUCAGUGUGCCCCGUUCGUACUGUGUGAAGGGGUGGCAUGAUGUACACGUUGUUGAAGUCCAUGCAUUUGGUGAUGCUUCAGAGGUUGGCUAUGGAGCUGCGGUGUACCUGCGCCUGACACUGAGGGACGGCUCGGUGGUGACACCGCUGGUGAUGUCUCGAGCCAGGGUGGCCCCGCUGAAGCAGGUCAGCUUACCCAGGCUGGAGCUGCUUGCCAGCCUGCUGGCUGCUCGUCUGCUCAGGUUUGUCUGUCGCGCUUUGAAGCUCCCCUCUGAGACUCUGUAUUGGUGCUGGACAGACUCUAUGGUGUCACUCGGCUGGAUCAAAGGUGAUCCAUCCAGGUGGAAGCAGUUUGUGAAGAAUAGAGUGAUUGAGAUUCAGAGUUUGACUGAUCCUGCACAGUGGUCUCAUUGUCCUGGUCAGGACAACCCGGCUGACCUGAUCACGAGGGGUGUGUAUGCUGAGGCACUGACUGACUCACCUUGGUUCUCUGGCCCCGACUGGCUGAGUGACUGUGCUGGUGCUGACUUGUUGAGUUCACCUGAGGUCUUGCUGCCAGAGUCUGAGCUGUUCUCAGCAGCAGAAGGUGAGCCGGCAGCAGCAGCUGUCGAGUCGGCCAGUGCUGACGUGUCGAGUUCUCCGGAGUCAGAGCUGUUCGUGGCAGCUGAGGGUCAGUUGGCAGCAGCAGCGGCCACAUCUGACUGUUCGCAGCCUGUGUUUGAGCACGAGCUGCUCAAACACUGCGGUGUUGACACCCUCCUGACGACCCUGAGGAAUGAGUACUGGAUCGUUGGAGGGAGGAGAGCGGCCAAAAGGGUGAAGCGGGCCUGCACAGCGUGUCAGAGGCAAGAUGCUGCUGCCCUCAACGCGCCAGUGGCGCCUCUACCGGCUCAGCGGGCUAGUAAGGCUCCGCCUUUCUCAGUGACGGGCGUUGAUUUUUGUGGCCCGCUCUUCUGCUUGCCCAAGCAGAAGGUGUAUGUCUGUCUAUUCACAUGCGCUGUAACCAGAGCUAUUCACCUUGAGUUGACGGAUUCCAUGUCCCAGUCAGAUUUUUUGCUGGCGUUCAGAAGGUUCUGUGCCAGACGUGGUACCCCUACGAUGAUGUAUUCGGACAACGCCAAGACGUUUAGAGCCGCGGCUACCAGCCUGUUAGCUGAGCUGGGUCCGGCGGGCCCAGAGUGGAAGUUUAUUGCCCCCCGCGCGGCAUGGUGGGGCGGUCACUGGGAGCGGUUAGUUCGUACUGUUAAGAGCUCCCUGAGAAAGACUCUCGGCAGGAGCGUCCUCUCCAAGGUGGAGCUGGAAACGCUGCUUUUGGAGGUGGAGGCCUGUGUAAAUUCUCGUCCACUAACCUUUGUCAGUGAUGAUGUGGACGGAGCUCGGCCUCUAACCCCGAGUCACUUUCUGUCCGGCAGAGUAGCCGGUGUUCGUGCGUUUGUGGUUGAUGAUUCGGACCAGGUUUCAGCGUCGUCCCUGACGGAGAGGGACGUUGAGCACCAGAACAUGUUGGCGAAGUUCUGGAGUGUGUGGCAGACUGACUACCUCCGCAGCCUGCCGCAUUCGGUUAAGAAGUUUAAGUCUCGUGGGAAGCUCCAGAUAGGUUCCGUUGUUCUCAUUCGGGAGGACAAUGUCCCGAGGCUGCACUGGUUGAUGGGAGUAGUAGAACACCUUCAUCCGGGCAGUGAUGGUGUCGUGAGAGCCGCCGACGUCAGGACGGCUCAGGGCGUUCGUACGCGGCCAGUACAGCGUCUGCAUGACUUGGAAGUCUUGGAUUAGGAGUAGCUCAAGUUCCGAUGUACCGUGCCUUUGAUGAAGCGUUGCGCGCAUUGUCAUCGUUGCGAGUGUUAUUUUAUCGUGUAUAUCGUCGUGUGUUAGUAUUAAGUGAAGUGUCGUAUCUCGUUUGCUGUUAGACCGUUAAUGUAUGUUACCGUUCUAACAGGCGGGGAGUGUUACCGAACGUGAAACCGCCGCCGAUUUGGCGGUCGUGGGCGGCUGUUGUGUCCCCCUGGCGGCGCGCCUGGAAAGCUGUAGUUGGAUCGCGAGAGUCGGUCGGUGGCGCCGAGUGGUCGGCCAUGGCCAUUGUCGUUGAUAAGCGUGUGGGAUAUGCCACGUGUCGCUCUCGUAUCGCAAUCGUCGUAUCGUAUCGUGUCGAUGUGUUCGGGUUGAAAAUACGACCUAAAGCUAACGUCA